Molecule: messenger RNA, 7633 nt
Organism: Daphnia pulicaria
Lineage: Eukaryota; Metazoa; Arthropoda; Branchiopoda; Diplostraca; Daphniidae
Exons: 12
Coding region: 2296-5361 (1021 amino acids)
Biological process (GO): base-excision repair, AP site formation
Cellular component (GO): nucleus
Molecular function (GO): mismatch base pair DNA N-glycosylase activity; DNA binding
Source: RefSeq, a predicted model, not a curated record
GUAAAAUCAAUAAUGGCCGCGCGCGUCCUACUACUACGUCACAGUAAAAAGCGACCAAAGCCCCACACCGAAAAACGGGUGGCGGGCGGGGGGUAGUAGUAGUGGGCGUUAUAUAGAUUGAAAGCAAAGUUCAUCGUUCGCUUCUUAUACUACAUUUUCGUUUUGAUGAAAUUGAAAAAUAGAUUUUUGUUAAAUUAUUUUCUCCCACCCUUAAAUGGAUAGAUAAUCACGACCGCCAUUUUGUGUUUUUAAACAUUUUUAUUGACCAUCGAUUAGCGUGCAUACAACUCUCUCCUUAUUGAUGGAGGGGUGGUGGCUUUUGCUAUUCUAUCCCCCUGAUUUUAUUACAGACGACAAAACGAUUUCAACUUAUUUUCGGGUGAGGUGGUACACCUCGGGGCUGUUAAGAGGGGGGGGGGGAGACUUUUUUGAGAAAUGUGUGUGGACCUUUAUAUUUUAUGAGUUUUACCUGAGCCCCGUUUCGAAAUAACCCCCCUCGGUCAUCCGGCCCGUUUUUCUUCAUUCCUCUUCUUCCCUUCUUCUUUCUUACCACACUAUAUUCUAACCUUCUUCUUCUUCUUUCGUUUCUUUUUUCGGUCGUAACCGAUGAUCACCAGCCCGAGCGGCCCGCGGCAGCUUUUUCCCUGUGUGUAUGUGUGCCCCCGACCAUUUCCAAUGGGGGGGAGUAGUAGGGAGGGGACCGAGUUAACGUGACCGUGUCCAGUCAACCGUUCAUAACUGCAUUUCUUUUUUCUCUCUUAAAAAGAAAUGUCAAGAAGAUUGUAAUCUUUGAAAUGCGGGGGGAGAUAUCUAUAGUAUACUACAUUUAUAUGCGAAUAGAUUUUGAGAUGAUCAUCACUGGGAGUUCAGAAACUACAUAACUCACGUCGGCCAUUGCCCACCACCAUCGGUCGGGAAUGAUUCCGAGAGAGACACAGAGAGUCAAAAAGAGCUGCCAGUUAUUUGUGCUAUUGCAACAUUAUUCACCUUGAGUUUUAUGUGUGACCAGUAACUACACACACACACACAUACAUUCGACGGGUAUAUAUGUGCUGAGAGCGAGGUUUAGAACACGCCCGAGGUUCUUUUUUCAUGCUCAUUUUCUCUCUUCUUCUUCUUCUUCUUCUUCUACUUCUACUUCUUCUUUGCUAGUCCUCUAACACAAACGCCGCCCUCCUCCCCCCCCCCCCCCUCUUUCCUUCGCCAUCACGACGGACGAGUGUGUACACGAUAGCCAAGGUCGUGCCAGAGUCACUCACUAGCUUUUCCACCCAGCCCCAGUGUGUGUAGAAAAGUCUAUAUAUGCGGAUGGCGUUAGUGUUUUGUUUUUCUAGCCUUCUUCUUCUUCCCUUCGCUAACCCCCGGACGCUAAUAUUAUUUUAUCACCGCCAUUAAAAGAAAGAAAAGGGCCCCCAAAAAAAGGGAAAAACAUUAAAAAACCGUCUGUAAUGUUCCGUCCGAGGCCAUUUAGAUUUCAAACGGCGAAAUCUAUCAAAAAAUAUGGUUUAGAAAAAUCUACAUUUUCGACUAGCUGGUUGGUGGGUUGGAGCUGAGCAGCAACCCCAGCCACCACCAAACCAAAGAAUAUUUAUCUCGGCCAAAGUAUCUUGAGAAAAACCCUCAUUUCUUCUUCUUCUUUUUGCGUAUGGUGGCCAGAGAAAGAGAGAGAGACGUACAACAUAAACCCGUCAGUGAAAAACCAGUCUGACGCGCCGAGAGCUCGGGCCAGCUAGUGGGCGGAGCCAAGUUGUUUGAUGCCAAGUGCAAAGGAGAGCCGAGAGAAAGUUGCGUUGUACUUUCAGUAGAUGAACUGAGAGCUCAGCUGCUCAUGGUUUGUGUGUGUGUCUGCGUGUGUGUUGUGUGUGUGUAUCGUUAAUAUUGAAGAGAACGACGACCAGCUAUAUAGCCAGCCCUCUAUCGAUAUAGUGGUCCCCCCCCGAUUUUUCAUCCAUUGUUUGGUGUUGACAUGUUGGCUAGUCUGCAUCACCUUGCGUCAAACAGCAGGAACACCGUAGUGACUUGAGAGUGGGCAAAAAAAGAUUUCUUUUCGAGCAGCCAUACACGCAGUACACACCAAAAUGAUGAACGAUUGCAGCCAUCAGACAGAUCGCGCCUCGGCUUCAAGAGCUUUGUGGUCAAAAGUCUGAAACUCGAGCGCCACUGUGAUUCUUUCUCGAACCCCCAUCUUGGAUACACAUCUAUAUAUUUCUUUUUUUGUUGUUGAAAUCUGUGAGUUACCCCUCGUUCACACACAAAAACGGCAGUUUCGUUUACUGAAACCAAAGAUUGGAUAUCAUGGCUGCCCAGGAGGCCCUUCAUGGACUCCACAACACUCCUUACGUGAAGAAUGAACCAAUGGGCAACAAUGGGUAUGACUACAACUAUGCCAUCAAUGAUGGCACCUACGCCAAUCAUCACUACAAUCCAUACAUGCACUAUGGAGAGCCUCAACACACUUACGAUCAUCUAGCUUCUCACCACCAUCAUCACUAUGGGCCACCUCAUCAGAACGGUCCUGGCUCAGAGAACCACCACCAUCCUGUUCACUACCCACAGGCCCAGCCACAGAUCCCGAACCCCCACAUGAAUCAACACCACCAUCCACAUCACUAUGGGCACGGGAUGGAUGGAGGAAUGAGCCUUAACCCUCCAUCCCACUACAGCAUGAUGCCAUCGAACACAGGUGGCCCAGUGUACAAAGAUGAGAACACAGAAGAUCCGUACAGUUUUGUUGAUGAAGAAACAGGGGCAAACAGAAGUGCAGUUGCACCUGCCGCUGUCGAGUCAAUCAAAACUGAGCCCACCACGGGUCCAGCACCUAAAAAGCGUGGACGAAAGAAGAAAAUCCUACCCGAACCAGUCCCAAGUCCUUUCUCUUUUGCGCAUAGGGACGUUGAGCCACUGCCACUGCCGCCAAUGACAAUGGACAGCAUUCUCCCGGUCGGAGCUGACGCCGCCGACGGCCAGCCAGGCAAACGGAAGUACACCAAAUCUGAGCAUUACAAACAGAGGCGAAGACAUGACCGAUUCAACGGCAUGACUGAGGAGGAAGUUCGGUCUAGAACACUCCCAGAUCAUCUGGCCUCAAACUUGGACGUCGUUAUCAUUGGAAUUAAUCCGGGCCUUUUCGCUGCAUACAAAGGACAUCAUUACGCAGGGCCGGGCAACCAUUUCUGGAAGUGCCUGUAUCUAGCCGGCCUUGUUCCGGAACCGAUGACGGCCGAUGAUGACUUUAAACUGAUGCAUUUUGGCAUCGGAUUCACCAAUAUGGUAGCCAGAGCUACAAAGGGUAGCGCCGAUCUGACUCGCAAAGAAAUCCGAGAAGGCGGCCGGAUAUUACUGGAAAAGUUACAGCAGUACCGGCCAAAGAUUGCCGUCUUUAACGGCAAAGGUAUCUACGAAGUCUUUAGCGGCAAGAAGGAGUUCACCUUCGGCAAGCAGCCCGAAUGUAUUGACGGAACGAAUACAUUCAUUUGGGUGAUGCCGUCUUCGAGUGCCCGAUGCGCUCAACUGCCCAGAGCCAUGGACAAGGUGCCGUUUUACUCUGCGCUGAAAAAGUUCCGCGACUACCUCAACGGCCUCAUUCCCGAAAUCGAUGAGAAUGAGGUGAUCUUCAACGAUCCAAAGAUCCGGGCCGCUGACGACGGCACGGAAAUUAGUGAACAUUUAAAAGUUGAUUCCCUAUCGUCUGAUGACUUGCCGGCCCUAGUAGGAGCCAGCGAGUUCUCGGUAGACUCUGAGCAACAACAACAGCAGCAACAACAACAGCCAAUGAAUCUCCCUGCCUUGCUUCCAAUUGAGGACGGAAUGGGUGGCCAGGUCCCGGUAAAAAAGAAACGUGGGCGGCCCAAGAAAAUUCGAGCGGACGGAACAACAGCUCCUACCCCGGUGAAGCAGUCGAGUGUUUCGGCUGCGACGUCCAGCUCGUCUACUGCCAUGAACGGUGCCGACUUUGUCAACGGCCAGCCGCCAAAGAAGAAGCGAGGGCGCCCGAAAAAGAUCCGAACGGACGAGGUCCGCCCCGUUCCGCAGAUGAUGGAUGCCAACGGAGGUCUGAGCAAUUCAUUUGGCGGAGGCGGCGGCAGCAGCAGCUCCAAUCACUCUCACCUGGAGAAUAAUCGCGGGCCCCACUCACCUGCCCCGUCCAGCUACUCCAGCAUGGCCGGCCACUCUUUUGUCAAUAAUCAACCCAGUGUAAUCAACCACCCGUCAUCAUCAUCCUCCGCCUCCAGUCAGCAACAACAUUCUCACGCUCUCGACUAUUACGGACGGGCGUCCAGCAAUGUCGGAGGAGGGCCGCUAUCGGGACUUUGUAACGACAUGUCUCCCCAUCAAUCCACAUCAUCAACACCUCAACCGGCCACGUCAUCGCCUCGUCAAUUGGAAUUCGAUCCAGGCGACAGGAUGAGGGAAGGCCAUCCGAAAACGGAACACAGGGCCACACCGGCCGAAUUGAACGGCGAUUCCAGGCAUCACCAAAUGACUUCUCCCGGUGUCAACAGCAGCAGCAGCAAAGCGGCCGAGCAGCAGCAGCAGCACCACCCACCUCCUCCCAGGAGUCAUCCGGGCACUCCGCAGCCCAUGGCUUACAGGCCUACGCCACCGGCAGUCGCUUAUCACGUCCCCAAUCAAGUAAAGGAUGUUGCAAGUAAGAGCUUAUCAGGUCUGGAAUCGUUGGUGGACCAAAUUCCAAACAUGGCCGAUGGAGAGCAGAAUCAACAACAACAGCAUCAACAGCAGCAGCAACAGCAACACCCAAACGGCUUACAUGGUCAGCAACCCGUGGCCGUGUCGACGAGUUUCGGUCACUACAGUACAGCCCCUGCCCAGCCUAGUUUCUCUUAUCCUUCAACGUCAUUCGGUCACUACGCGCCUCACUACACUACCCCCAAUGGAGGAUCCUUUCCACCCAACCUCUACAAUCCAGGUGGCCAAGAAUCAGUUUUCAAUAGGACGGGGACAGUGUCGUAUCCGAUGUCGUUCCCAACGUCUCAAAUGAACGGUCGGAGUCCUGCCAUGGCUGCUGGCUUUCCAUACUCUAGUUACGGCCAGGCGUACCCUCAUCCGCCGCAUAGCGGGGCGCCAUCUGGUUUCUCUCCUUACAAUCCGCCAGGAUCCGGAGGAGUCAUCGGCGGUUUCCACCCGAGCACUUCGUACGCCUACGGCACCACGUACGCCCCUUCGUACACGACCACUCAAGCGGCUGCCAGCUACCUCAACGCAGCUGCCGCCAAUCACCAAGCCCUCGAUGGAAGCCGAGGUCCAAGUGGAGCAGGAGGUAGUGCAGGAGGUGGUGCAGGAGGAUCAGCAGGGCCGAAAGAUGAGCGAAAUUCAGAUCCGGCUGCUUUCGGUGGGUACUGAGAAGAAGAAGAAAGAGAUGACACACACUUUGCACUACUACAAGGUACAUUACCCCCGAAAUCAUCUCUAACUAAUUAAACAAAAAGAAAAGAAACUCUCUAAAACUAUAUAUACAUAGCGAGUCCAGCAUCAGGGUGUUACAUUAUUAUUUCCCCCCCCCCCCCCCAUCUCUCUCUAAUCUUUGAUCAAGGAACGGCAAUAAUCGAUCGUGUCCCUUUCAUUUCCUUCAUCACUCCCGAUCAUAUACAAAAAGAAGAAAAAAAAGAAAAAGUUUAAUAUUUUCGAUGCUCAAAUGCUCCCCAGAUGUUCUGUAAACUUUUUUUUCCAGUUUUUGUGGACAUAUCAGUUGUUUGUUUUUUCUCUCGCCCCCUCCCCCCACUCUAAAUCACUCCCGACAUCAACCGUUUUUUUACUAUUAUAGUAUACUAUUAUUUCAUUUUUUUUUUAAUUACUCAGCUAAUCCUUUUACCAACAAACUCCGGUAAGGAUCGAUCUCAAAAAUUUCUCUCUCUCUCUAAACAAGAAUUUUUUUAAAAAACCGAGCAAACAAAGAAAAAAAAAAUUCAAAAUCAAUUCCCGCCCCCUCCCGACUCGAGCUCUCGAUUUUAAAUUGUGAAAGAAAAACAAAACUGUACAAUCUCAGUAUUAUGAGCUUAAAGUAAUCAUCAGUUUAAUUCACAACACGUUGUUGACACGAUCAUCAUCAUCACAGGUUUUUUCUCUGAUUUCUCUCAAUCUUUUGGGUAAUUUUUAAACAUUUGAAUUACCAUUCUUCAAUUAAAGCGUUAAUUUUUUCCUAAUUCUUUCUGUACAACUGUCCCUUCCCGGUGCUAUUUCGCUUUCGACCGCGAAAAAGAUUUUUAGGUUUUUUCGUUUCUUUUUUCCCACGACUUUUUAUUUGAUUACAUAACUUCAGAUUCACACACACACAGUCCCACAUUUUGAUGGUCAGGGUCCAUCAGACGAGGAAACGUAUCUACGUAAUAGCGAGUGCCCUUCACCGUUUUUCUUUUUAAAAAAAUCCCCAACGACACACAAAUUUAAGAAAUUCUUUUUUUCCUUUUUCUUAAAUUCGACUGAACGAUUUUGGACCUUCCGCUUCGCGUUAUUAAGAGAAACGGAGGGUCUACCACACACACUCACGUAUAUAUAUAUAUACAUACAUAGAAUUUAUAUAUAUAUAUAUGCAUGGUCUAUUAAAGAAAACAAAAAAACGAUCCUUGUGCCAAGCUUCCUUCUAUCGAUUUCUACUAUACAGACUCUCUAGCUAUCCCUUUUUUCUGUUCUCCCCCCAUUUACGAGGAAAAUAACAAAACACAAAAAAAAGUUGAAGGAAGAAAAAGGAAGAUCCUCUUGAGGAUGACACAAUAAGCUCAACCAUGGAUUGGACUGUUUUUAUUUUGAUUCCUUUUUCCCUUUCUUCUUUUGUUCCGUUUGUUGAUCCCUUGUCAAAGUUAGGAAAUCCCCUCCACCAUCACACACUUGCGCGCGCGCCUGUGUGUGUGUACCCUGUGGAUAGAGAGCGAAAUAAUAAAAACCAGAAAAAAACAAACAACAAAAAACUUACUUGUCAACUAAAUAAUUUGAAACAUUUCAAAGAACUUGAGCCGUAUAAAUAAAAUGUACCAGACUGACACACACAUGAAAAAAAGGGGAGGAAAAAAUAUUAAUACCUCAGAAAACUUCUAAUUGGGUGGAAACAAAAACCAUUUAUCCUUUUUAUUUUUGUUUCUUGUGUUUCAAAUUCCCCCAACUUUGGAGUUUAUAAAAAAAAAGAAAUAGCGAACAGAUUUGCCAAUUGUUUCAGAGCAUUCUUUACGGGGUGAGAGAAAAGAAAAAAAAGAAAUGAUCACAAGCUUAUAUAUCGAUUCGAUGCCACACACAUGUCUUAUGUUCGCCUUUGUUUGUUUGAUUUUUUAUUUUUCUCGAGUAUUUUCCCUUCUAAAUAUUGUUGGUAUAUAUGAUUGCAAAACGUCCCACUCUUAAGCCCCGCCCUCCUAUUGUCCAAUAAAUCCCUCCCCCCCUUCAUCACUAUUGUUGUUGUGUUGCAUUUCAAACACCUUCCUCCUCUAACGUCUCUAUCUCUCUCUCUCUCUAUCUAUCUCUUUGACUGUUGUAUGAUACACACUUAUUAUUAAUAAUCCCAUAUUACUUUGAAUGGAAGUGUUGUUGUGUAUGAGAAUCUUUUUUUGACAAACGGCCCCCGGUUUAAAAGAAAAGAAACUACAACAUAAAAAAAAAUUAAACAUUAAUAAACUUGUAUACCCACGUA